Messenger RNA from Acanthaster planci (crown-of-thorns starfish), 1293 nucleotides. Its product is annotated as ATP synthase subunit alpha-like. The record is from RefSeq and is a predicted model, not a curated record. Lineage: Eukaryota; Metazoa; Echinodermata; Asteroidea; Valvatida; Acanthasteridae.
AUGGAUAAUAAAAUUUCAGAACUUACCAAAAUUCUUAAAGAAAGAAUCAAAAAUUACGAAUUGAAAACCUUACCGAAAGAACAGGGUAAAGUAGUUUCCGUGGGGGAUGAUAUCGCGAUCGUGCAAGGAUUGGCUCAUGUUGGAUAUUUAGAAAUUAUUAAAUUUGAAAACGGUUCUCGAGGAAUUGCGAUUGUUUUAGAAGAAAAUUCCGUCGGCGUGGUUAUUUUAGAAAAAGGCAUUUCCAUUAAAGAAGGGGAUGCUGUUUAUCGAACAAAACAAAUUAUUUCAGUUCCCAUUAGUUCGCAAUUUCUCGGAAGAGUGAUUAAUCCAUUAGGGCAUCCAUUGGAUGGCGGCGAAAAAAUUCAAACAAAUAAUUACUCCGUGAUUGAACGCAUUGCUCCAUCCGUUAUUCAACGAGAAUCGGUAAAUGAACCGCUAGAAACGGGAAUUUUAGCCAUUGAUGCUCUGAUUCCGAUUGGCAAAGGACAACGAGAAUUAAUUAUUGGUGAUCGACAAACCGGAAAAACGGCAAUUGUUCUUGAUACUUUAAUUAAUCAAAGAGACAAGAAUGUGAUUUCUAUUUAUGUGGCAAUUGGGCAAAAAAGCACUUCAAUUUUAGAGGUUGUGAAAAAACUUAAACGAAAUAAAGCAAUGAAAAAUACGAUCGUCGUCGCAUCUUCCUCGUCCGACACGGAGUCAUUAAAAUUCAUUACACCAUUUGCGGGAAUUACUAUUGCCGAGCAUUUUAUGCAACAAGGUAAAGAUGUAGUUAUUGCCUUUGACGAUUUAACUCGUCAUGCUAUGGCUUAUCGAAGUUUAUCGCUUCUUCUUUCUCGUUCACCCGGAAGAGAAGCUUAUCCCGGCGAUAUUUUUUAUUUACAUUCACGUUUACUUGAAAGAUCAGCAAAAUUAAAUAAAAAAAAUGGUGGAGGUUCCAUUACUGCAUUGCCAAUCGUUGAAACCCAAUUAGAAGAUAUUUCCGCCUAUAUUCCUACCAAUAUUAUUUCCAUCACGGACGGACAGAUUUUUUUGAUGAACGAUUUAUUCAAUGUCGGCAUUAAACCGGCCAUUGAUUUCGGUUUAUCCGUUUCUCGAGUUGGUUCAAAUGCUCAAAUUAAAGCUAUGAAACAAACAAUCGGAACAUUAAAAUUUGAUUUGUCUCAAUAUCGAGAAUUAAAAACAUUUUCUCAAUUUGGUGGCAGUUUAGAUAGUAAAACCAAAAAUAUUCUCGAACGCGGCACCAAAAUUAUUGAAAUACUCAAACAAAAAGAAGAAGAACCCUUACCUCAGUGA